AUGAAGGUGAAAAAUAAGCAGCCUGGCAAGCCUUUAAAGGUUGAAGGAGAUUUCAUUAGCAUUGAUUUAGUCUGCCAGGAUUCUUUUGCAGUAAUAAUCAAGACGCCUCGAACUUAUGUUCGGAAAGAUGUGAGGGCGUUAUGGUCCGAAGAAGAUCUUCGCAAUGCUAUUGAGGACCUUAGAAAUGGUAGAGGAUCAGUUCGCCAAAUUAGUCGUGUAUACAAUGUUCCUGCCCGUACUUUAAUGAGGAGGAUGAGAUCUGGAAACCUCAGGAAAGAAAAAUUAGGCCGCAAAACUUGUUUAACUACAGUUCAUGAAGCGAGUUUAGUAAACUAUAUUCAAAACAUGGAAAAACAUGGGUUUGCACUAACAUCGAUUGAUGUGAAGAAGCUUGCAUUUUCAUUUGCAGUUCAAAAUAAUAUUCCUAACAACUUUAAUAUUGAUAAAAAGCAAGCUGGCCAUGACUGGUUUGUUUCAUUCAUGCAGAGACAUCAAGAAUUGUCAAUCCGAAAAGCUCAAGGAAUGUCUAUAGCUCGAGCUCAAGGCAUGAAUAAAGAGGAAUGCGGACGAUACUUUGAUCUUUUGGGAAAAGUAUUAACAGAAAAUGAUUUAAUAAACACUCCGAGAAAAAUAUUUAAUAUUGAUGAGUCUGGGCUGCAACUAAGCAAUAACCCAGAUCAUGCUUUUAUUCAGCAAAAUCCUGAUCCAGUUCCCAAUAACGAUAAUUUAGAAAAAAACGUUAAUGAUGUCUUUCCUGAUGAUGCCGACAAUAAUAAAACUGAUGAUCCUAACAACGGCGUCAAUAUUAUUGAUGAUGUUGCAGUAAUCUCCAAGACUAACAAUCCAUCAUUUGAAGCGAUUGCGCCUAUUCCAGUCAUGCCUGGGCCAAGUGACGAAUCUUGGAUCUAUGCGUAUGAGCCGGAAAAGAAACAGCAGUCGACUGUACAGGUAUAUCUGUCUUUGAAACAAAUGGCCACAUGUUUUUCUCGGAAAAACUGGCCAUGUGGCAACAGUGUCUCUAGAGGAACGUAG
This is a messenger RNA of Acanthoscelides obtectus, 1032 nucleotides long. The record is from the annotation of a GenBank genome assembly. Lineage: Eukaryota; Metazoa; Arthropoda; Insecta; Coleoptera; Chrysomelidae.